UAUAAGCCCUCUAGACCCCAAACUCGUUGCCAUCUCCUUCCCCCCAUAUUGACAAACUCUCGAGACCCCCCGACGUCAAUGCAAUUCAAAAGUUCCAUCUUCAUCAUCCUCGCCAGCUUUGUCGCGGCGAGCCAGCAAGCCUCUUGCCACAUGGGCUCCCCGGCACAACCGAGCCUCGACCAGCAAUCUAUGCACAGCUGUUUGACCGGUUACCGCACUGAUAAUUGGGACGGCAUGGACUGUGGUGGACGCACCUGGUAUAAGGGUGAGAUGAACGGCUGGAAGACCCCACAGACAUGCUACGACGCCUGCGCGACGUGUAUUUCGGAGGCUAUCGACAAUAAUGUCGACGAAGUGCAGUGUGACCAGUGGGUGGGGAUCAUAGAGUGCUGGAUUGGCUUUAACUGAGCCGUCCUAGUCUACCUUUGUUAGAUGGAAACCUAUCCUUAACCUCGAACUAGCUUUUUAUGUCCUCUUCGACCCAAUCCAAUGGUUCCAACACAAAACCGAAAC
Molecule: messenger RNA, 513 nt
Organism: Mycena citricolor
Lineage: Eukaryota; Fungi; Basidiomycota; Agaricomycetes; Agaricales; Mycenaceae
Source: the annotation of a GenBank genome assembly